Ipomoea triloba (trilobed morning glory) is the source of this 733-nucleotide messenger RNA. RefSeq names its product ribulose bisphosphate carboxylase small chain 8B, chloroplastic-like. NCBI's taxonomy places the organism in Eukaryota, Viridiplantae, Streptophyta, Magnoliopsida, Solanales, Convolvulaceae. The record is from RefSeq and is a predicted model, not a curated record. The transcript is spliced from 3 exons. Bases 71 to 607 code for a protein of 178 amino acids.
CAAAGUAAAGUAGCGAACUAACUUAGCAGCUAGCUAGCGCAGAGAAUAUAUAUAUCGAUCAUCGGCAGUAAUGGCGUCCUCAGUCCUCUCCUCCACCGCCAUUGCUAGCCGCGCCACCGCUGCCCAAGCCAACAUGGUCGCACCUUUCACCGGUCUCAAGUCCACCGCCUCAUUCCCCGUCACUAGGAAAUCCGCCGACUUUACUUCCAUAGCAACCAACGGCAGUAGAGUACAAUGCAUGCAGGUUUGGCCGCCGUACGGCAAGAAGAAGUUCGAGACCCUGUCAUACCUGCCUACAAUGAGCACUGAGCAAUUGCUCAAACAAGUGGAGUACCUGCUUAACAAUGGAUGGGUUCCUUGCUUGGAAUUCGAGACUGAGAAAGGAUUCGUAUACCGUGAAUGCCACAGUUCACCGGGAUACUACGACGGAAGAUACUGGACGAUGUGGAAGCUGCCGAUGUUCGGGUGCACGGAUGCGACCCAAGUGGUGGCGGAGCUGGAGGAGUGCAAAAAGGCAUACCCGGGUUCAUGGGUUAGAAUUCUCGGCUUCGAUAACGUGCGCCAAGUCCAGUGCAUCAUGUUCAUUGCAUACAAGCCCCAUGAUUAAUUAGAACAUCCAUUUCAUCAUCAAAUCAUCACAUAUAUAUUUAUAUGCAUUCCAUUUCCUGAUAUAUACGAUGUAUGAUUAUUGAAUGGUUACCAUAUAAAAGGAAAAUUCAUUCGGGAUGAUAAA